CCCCUGAUUUAAUUUUUCUUUUCGUGCAGGUGUUCAGGUGUUUUACAAAUCUGCAGUAACAACAAUAUGGGCAAGAUAAUUUUCUGGAAUCAUCGGUAAAGUCUUAGUUACUCGAGUCAAGUAGGUAAAUACAAUGAACCGUAGUGUACCAUGUAAUGUAGAUCUUGAUGCACAGGUGACGAAAAAUGAUGGGUAAACUUGAGGCCGACAGGCUAUAAUCCUAGUCGGGAUAUUGAUAGGUGCAGUAGGUGCAAUAGGUUACAGGUCAAUUACAGGACGUUGCAAGGAUUGAUAGUUUGGGGGAGGCUGAUGGGAAAAAACGGAAUAGAAGGAAGGUCAAUUGCAUAUGACACCACACACCAACUUUUCACCUCCUAGAUGCCGAUCCAUGAUCCACGAUCCACGAUCCACCUGGACUUGCAGGCUUGCUAGAACAAACCUCUAAACCAACCUCGUUCAAGAUCUUUCACGGCCUGACGGCUUACCUUACGCGCUACGCAACGCAACGCCACAACAUCCUUGCUAGGGUACCGAGACAGGAAACAAAGAGAAAGUCCUGUUCAGCUCAUUCUUCCCGAUGAUGGCAGGGUGGCCCGCUCCGGUUUGAAUUCGUGCCUCAGUGCCUAAUCAAUGACAACGAAACUGCUGGCCAGUGGAAUGUCUCGCUCAAACUUCGCCAUCUCCACAUCUUCCUUCUCUCCUAUAUAUCCUCGGGUCCGUGCCGUGGCUAGUAGACCGAAAAGUUACCUUAAGUCUACAAGCAUUGCCGGGGUUUUGUCCACUACUCCAUUUAAUCAAAUUAGAUAUCGAUAUUUCCCGUCUGUCUUCGGCUGCUAUUGUCCCUUUAGCUGCUAUCAUCGUGUCAUCUUCCGAAAUUCCUCCAGCUUAAGAACCAUGAACGACCCAGUUGUCAGAGCUGCUACUCCCUACACUGAUCCUACAGUAAAGGGUCCAAAGUUUCAGCAGCUCACCAAUGGUCAUUCCCGUUCUCUUCUUCAACAAAACAAGAUGAUUUCCAACAACAAAGUCAACAAAACAGCCCUUCAUCCUACUGGUGUUGAACCUCACCAGGAAAGGGAGCACACAGAGCUAGAGGAGGAGCUACAUGAGAAGGCACACAUCGACUACGAUAGAGUUGCCAUUAUUCCUAACCCUUCAGUUCCUGCCCUAUACGAAGAUGCUCUUGUGUAUGAGAUGGGCUCGGCCAUCGCAUCGAGCGGUGCGUUGACGGCCUACUCUGGUUCAAAGACCGGUCGGUCACCAUCGGAUAAGAGGAUUGUAAAAGAACCGUCAUCAGAAAAGGAUAUCUGGUGGGGACCCGUUAAUAAACCAAUGGCUCCUGAGGUAUGGAAAAUCAACCGCGAACGUGCUGUCGACUACUUGAACACCCGAUCGAGAAUUUAUGUCGUCGACGGUUAUGCAGGCUGGGAUGAAAAGUACCGAAUCCGAGUUCGAGUUAUCUGUGCCCGUGCCUACCAUGCCUUGUUCAUGCGCAACAUGCUUAUCCGCCCUCCGCGAGAGGAGCUGGAGCAUUUCCACCCCGACUACACGAUCUACAACGCCGGAAGUUUCCCGGCUAACAGAUAUACCGAAGGGAUGACCUCGGGAACUUCGGUCGCCAUUAACUUUGCCGACAAGGAGAUGGUCAUCCUCGGUACUGAGUAUGCAGGCGAGAUGAAGAAGGGCAUUUUCACCGUAUUAUUCUAUGAAAUGCCUAUUAAGCACAAUGUACUUACUCUUCACUCGUCUGCAAACGAAGGCAAGAAAGGCGAUGUCACGCUUUUCUUCGGCCUUUCCGGAACCGGCAAGACAACCCUAUCUGCCGAUCCUCACCGAGCUUUAAUCGGUGACGACGAGCACUGCUGGAGCGAGCGCGGCGUCUUCAACAUUGAGGGCGGUUGCUAUGCAAAGUGCAUCGGUCUCUCGGCAGAGAAGGAACCAGAUAUUUUCAACGCUAUCCGCUUCGGCUCCGUCCUUGAGAAUGUUGUCUUCGACCAAGAGACUAGAGAGGUCGACUAUGACGACGCUACCCUCACCGAGAAUACGAGAUGUGCCUAUCCUAUUGAGUAUAUCAACAACGCCAAGAUUCCCUGUCUGUCGACAAACCACCCUAGCAACAUUAUCUUGUUAACCUGCGACGCGCGUGGCGUAUUGCCGCCGAUAUCAAAGCUUAAUAGCGCGCAGACCAUGUUCCACUUCAUUUCUGGUUACACCUCCAAGAUGGCUGGUACUGAGGAAGGUGUAUUAGAACCUGAAGCUACUUUCUCAUCAUGCUUUGCUCAGCCCUUCCUUGCUCUGCACCCUAUGAGGUACGCGAAGAUGCUAGCAGACAAGAUAGAACACCACUCAGCGAAUGCUUGGCUCCUGAACACCGGCUGGGUCGGUGCCGGUUAUAUCCACGGCGGCAAGCGCUGCCCGCUCAAGUACACUCGUGCAAUCUUGGAUGCCAUUCACUCAGGCGAGUUAGCGAAGGCUGAGUAUGAGACAUAUGAAGUAUUCAACCUCCAGGUCCCCAAGACAUGUCCUGGAGUGCCUUCAGAGCUUCUCAACCCCAAGACUGCCUGGACUGCGGGGUUAGACAGCUUUAGCGAGGAAGUCAAGAAGCUUGGUGGACUGUUCAUCGACAACUUCAAGAAGUACGAGUCAGAAGCUACAGACGACGUCAAGGCAGCUGGCCCGGUUGUUUAAGAAAAGAAAAAAACGAGACGCUUCACAGCAUCCCCCCAUUUUUCGAUGUCUUCUUUUUUCCAUCAGUUGGGAGUUGAGCAUCUGGCAUGAUUUUUAGGGAAUGACGCAUCCGCGGGAUAAUAACCGCGGCCGGUCUACGCAAAUACACCGGAUGCGAAACCAGACGAAUAAGAGCUGGCUGUAUAAAUCGAACGCGAGGAUACCGAGUAAUUGCACACGGCGUAAGCACGCUUUGGUGAAGCACCAUCCAUUGGCGGGGUGCAAUUGAAAUUAGAUAGUCUUUUCUUAUGAAAAAAGAAUUAGGAUACAACAAUCUAAAGAAAUUCGUUCCUA
Molecule: messenger RNA, 3021 nt
Organism: Daldinia vernicosa
Lineage: Eukaryota; Fungi; Ascomycota; Sordariomycetes; Xylariales; Hypoxylaceae
Product: phosphoenolpyruvate carboxykinase-domain-containing protein
Exons: 9
Coding region: 631-2688 (685 amino acids)
Biological process (GO): gluconeogenesis
Cellular component (GO): cytosol
Molecular function (GO): ATP binding; phosphoenolpyruvate carboxykinase (ATP) activity
Source: RefSeq, a predicted model, not a curated record